GAGGAGUGAAGCGUGGAGGGUUGCAUAACUGUUCUUAACAUCGACGCGCUCACCUUAUCUUCCGUCCUCCUUCGCCGGCGAUUAUCGGAAAAAAUGGCGUCGGCCAUUGGAGUUCCUUCUCUUUACCAAGUUCCUUACCCCGAAACCUCCGACCCCAAGCCGAAGAAGACACCUUCCUGCUUAGUGUUCUCUCUGGUCAGGCCUUUCUUCGGUCCCUUGUCUCUCCGGAGGACAUGCGCUAGCCUCUCAUUCUCAUCGUCAUCUUCCUCUUCUCUUAUUCCUUCGGCCGUAGCUACUCCCAAUUCCGUGUUCAGCGAGGAGGCUUUCAAGGGCCUUGGUCUCUCCGACGACGACCACGACCACGACGAGAAUGGCCUCGACGUCGACGACGAUUCCGGCACUAGCUCCGACGAGCUCGCUGUCUCUCAGCUUGGUUUGCCUGAGCGCCUUGCUGAUUCUCUUGAGAAGCGCGGUAUAACUCACCUCUUCCCUAUUCAGAGGGCUGUUCUUCAUCCAGCUUUAGAAGGCCGAGACAUCAUAGCUCGUGCCAAAACUGGAACUGGGAAGACCUUAGCUUUCGGUAUUCCUAUCAUCAAGCGCCUGACUGAAGAUGCCGUGGAUCAAUCUUCUUUCAGGAGAUCAGGCCGCCUCCCGAAAGUUCUGGUCCUUGCACCUACUCGUGAACUGGCUAAGCAAGUAGAGAAGGAGAUUAAAGAGUCCGCCCCCUAUUUGAGCACUGUGUGUGUUUAUGGAGGUGUUUCCUACAAUACCCAGCAGAGCGCUCUUUCUCGUGGUGUCGAUGUUGUAGUCGGGACUCCUGGUCGAAUCAUCGACUUGAUUGAAGGCAAGAGUCUGAAACUGGGAGAAGUUGAGUAUUUGGUGCUUGAUGAAGCUGAUCAGAUGCUUGCCGUCGGGUUUGAGGAGGACGUGGAGUGCAUUCUUGAAAAUCUUCCGUCGAAGAGACAGAGCAUGCUUUUCUCGGCAACUAUGCCUGCUUGGAUCAAGAAAUUGGCGAGGAAAUACUUGGACAAUCCCUUGAAUAUCGAUCUGGUUGGAGACCAAGAUGAAAAGCUCGCUGAGGGGAUUAAACUUUUUGCCAUCCCAGCCACAUCAACCUCAAAGCGCACCAUCCUAAGUGACCUCAUAACUGUGUAUGCAAAAGGUGGGAAGACGAUCGUUUUCACGCAAACGAAAAAAGAUGCUGACGAGGUCUCGCUCGCCUUGUCAAACAGCAUAGCUUCUGAAGCAUUGCAUGGAGACAUAUCCCAACAUCAGAGGGAAAGAACACUCAAUGGUUUCCGACAAGGGAAAUUUACAGUUUUAGUUGCCACUGAUGUUGCCUCUCGUGGACUUGACAUCCCGAACGUUGAUCUAGUUAUCCACUACGAACUUCCGAAUGACCCAGAGACAUUUGUGCAUCGGUCUGGUCGUACUGGACGUGCGGGGAAAGAAGGAACUGCAAUUCUGAUGUUCACGAGCAACCAAAGGAGAACGGUGAGAUCUCUGGAGCAUGACGUUGGCAGCAAAUUCGAGUUUAUUAGCCCACCGUCAGUCGGAGAGGUCUUGGAAGCCUCAGCAGAACAAGUGGUUGCCACUUUGAAUGGAGUUCACCCUGAGUCCAUCGAGUUUUUCUCUGCAACUGCUCAGAGACUAUUUGAAGAGAAAGGAACAAGUGCUUUGGCUGCAGCUUUAGCACAACUCAGCGGUUUCGCUCAGCCUCCUUCAUCAAGAUCUCUCAUCAGUCACGAGCAGGGAUGGGUGACAUUGCAAUUGACGCGAGAUGCAUCAAAUUCAAGAGGCUAUUUGUCUGUGAGAUCUGUUACCGGUUUCCUAUCUGAUGUAUACACCGCAGCUGCGGAUGAAGUUGGAAAAAUCUUAAUGAUUGCGGAUGACAGGGUACAGGGAGCUGUUUUUGAUCUUCCAGAGGAUAUUGCGAAAGAGCUCCUAGAUAAAGAACUGCCUCCAGGAAACUCUAUUUCCAAGAUUACUAAGUUGCCUCCUCUGCAAGAUGAUGGACCGGCCAGCGAUUUCUAUGGGCGGUUUUCUGGCAGAGACCGGAUGCCUCGGGGAGGUUCUAGGGGAGGAAGUUCUAGGGGAUUGCAGUCUGGAAGGGGGUCAAGAGGUUGGGGUGGAGGCCGAGAUUCGAACAAUGAGAGGGAGAGAGGUAGAAACAACUGGUCUCGUCUUUCAAGGGAGAGCAGCCGUGAUGAUUGGUUGAUUAGCGGCGGCAGAAGAUCAAGCAGAUCCUCUUCUUCUUCUUCUUCUUCUUUUUCUUCACGGGACAGGAGUCUCGGAGGUCCUUGCUUCAUAUGCGGGCGGUCAGGCCACAGAGCUGCGGACUGUCCUGGCAGUAAAGACUAUUAGUUAUAACUCUCUCUCGACUCUGUUCUGUCCUGUUCCUGUCCUGUUCUUCUGGUUUCUAACAGCCAAUCAGUGGAUGGAUCUCAUCCUGCUGUCCGAGACGGAGACAAGUACAUAGAGAGAGAGAGAGGGUGCUUCAGUUUAGGGAGCUACCCCCUAAAGAAGGUAUUGUCUUUCUCAUUGGCGUUUUCAGGCUUCGGCUAAAAUGAGGAGAGAUCUGGUAGAUCUUAUAUAUGUAGCAGUAGCAUGGAUCGUAAUGUUAUUGGGCUUUUGUGUAAUGCGGCACGACGAAAACAAAAGGUACAGACUUUUAUCACAAAAGACAGGAUUUUCUCAGGCAACAGAUUUGGUUGUUCAGACAAUUGAGUCACGGGCCUUUAUUGCAUC
Tarenaya hassleriana is the source of this 2748-nucleotide messenger RNA. Its product is annotated as DEAD-box ATP-dependent RNA helicase 3, chloroplastic-like. The coding region runs from base 94 to 2364 and encodes 756 amino acids. Gene Ontology annotation, molecular function: RNA helicase activity; zinc ion binding; RNA binding. Lineage: Eukaryota; Viridiplantae; Streptophyta; Magnoliopsida; Brassicales; Cleomaceae. The transcript is spliced from 10 exons. The record is from RefSeq and is a predicted model, not a curated record.